This is a messenger RNA of Clonostachys rhizophaga, 1575 nucleotides long. Lineage: Eukaryota; Fungi; Ascomycota; Sordariomycetes; Hypocreales; Bionectriaceae. The record is from the annotation of a GenBank genome assembly.
AUGGCCACACCAUCCUCAUCGGUUGUGGAUUCACAAACACUCUCACCCCAAAAUGAAGACAAACGACCUCAGCCAUCGGUGAGCGAAAACAUCGAGUCUGUCAAUAUCGACGGUGUACGGCACCAGCAUGUCGCCUUCUCACAAGAUGACCCCGAGAAUCCCAAGAACUGGUCCAAGGGCCGCAAGUGGUACUGCACCAUGGUCAUCGCCCUCACCUGCUUUGUCGUGGCCUUUAGCUCUGCUGUCAUCACAGCCGAUGUCAAAGGUGUCGUUGAAGAGUUUGCUGUCAGCGAAGAGGUAGCCCUUGUCAGUAUCAGCAUUUUCGUCGUUGGCUUCGGUAUCGGUCCCAUGGUAUUCUCACCCCUUUCCGAAAUUUUCGGAAGGAGAAUCAUUUACGGCUCUACUCUAUUGAUCGCUACCAUUCUUGUCAUCCCUUGCGCCGUGGCAAAGAACAUCGAGACAUUACUUGUUUGCCGAGCACUCGAUGGCAUCGCCUUUUCCGCUCCAAUGACCCUCGUUGGCGGCACUUUGGCCGACAUGUGGAAAAAUGAAGAGAGGGGUGUCCCCAUGGCCGCUUUUUCUGCUGCUCCUUUCCUCGGCCCAGCUAUCGGUCCCUUGAUUGGAGGUUAUCUGUCGGAUGCAAAGGGCUGGCGCUGGCUAUAUUGGAUUCAGCUCAUCUUUGCCGGAGUGGCCUGGUUUCUGGUCACCUUUACUGUCCCCGAGACAUAUGCUCCUACAAUUCUGUCUCGCCGAGCACGCAAGCUACGAGAGUCCACUGGCAUUGAUUCGCACGUUAGCGAACAAGAUCUCGAUACACGGACCCUCGGGGAGAGAUUGCGCGUGUUCCUUAUUCGACCUUUCCAACUCCUUUUUGGCGAGCUUAUCGUCUUUCUCAUCUCGAUCUACAUGAGUAUUCUAUACGGACUUCUCUAUAUGUUCUUUGUGGCCUAUCCUAUCGUGUUCCAGAAAGGUAAAGGAUACUCGGCAGGAACCACUGGGCUCAUGUUUCUCCCAGUUGCCGUCGGUGUUCUGCUUUCUUCUUGUCUGUCUCCCUCUGUCAACAAGCAUUAUCUUCACCUAGUCAAGAAACAUAACGGAAAGCCGCCAGCCGAGGCACGACUUAUUCCUAUGAUGCUCUCAUGUUGGCUGAUCCCCAUCGGCCUUUUCAUCUUUGCCUGGACAUCGUACGCCAAUCUCUCUUGGGCUGGGCCAGCCAUGGGUGGUCUACCUGUUGGAUUUGGAUUCAUCUUUCUUUAUAACUCGGCCAACAACUACCUGGUUGAUUCAUAUCAACAUCAAGCAGCUUCGGCUCUUGCCGCUAAAACGUUUAUCCGAAGUUUUUGGGGUGCUGCCGUCGUUUUAUUUACCGAGCAGAUGUAUGAACGACUGGGCGAUCAGUGGGCAUCGAGUCUACUAGCUUUUCUCAGUCUUGCCUGCUGCGCAAUUCCUUUCUUGUUCUGGAAAUACGGUGCCAGGAUUAGAUCACGAAGCAAGUAUGCUUAUGCGGGAGAGGAUGAAGAAUCUAGUUCUACUGAUGUAGAGACUGGCAACACUAGCGUGAAUGAGAAGGUCUAG